Naegleria gruberi is the source of this 1431-nucleotide messenger RNA. RefSeq lists its product as uncharacterized. The coding region runs from base 1 to 1431 and encodes 476 amino acids. The transcript is spliced from 3 exons. Lineage: Eukaryota; Heterolobosea; Eutetramitea; Acrasida; Naegleriidae. The record is from RefSeq and is a predicted model, not a curated record.
AUGGCCAACAAGACUAAACGUCCACAACAACAAGAUGAAUGGGAAGAUGAAUCUACCCUCAAGAAGGUUCCAGUUACCUUGUUGAGUGGUUUCUUGGGAGCAGGUAAGACAACACUGCUGAGACACAUCCUAAAGAAUAGAAAUAACCUCAGAGUUGCUGUAAUUGUCAAUGAUAUGGCUGCAUUGAAUAUUGAUGAAGCUCUUGUCGAAAAAUCAGGAGUCAAACUCAAACAAUCAGAAGAGAAACUUGUCUCGAUGAAAAAUGGUUGCAUUUGCUGCACUCUUCGUGAAGAUUUACUCGUAGAAUUAUAUGAAUUGGCACAAGAAGGAAAGUUCGAUUAUUGUGUGAUUGAAUCGACGGGAAUUGGUGAGCCAAUGCAAGUGGCAGAAACUUUCACAUUCGAUGUUGGUAUUCAAAUUGAACAAGACGAAAAGAGUGGAAAGAGAAAGAAGAAGAACAAGAAGGAAAAGAAGACUUUCAUCUUGUCAGAUUUUGCACAAUUGGAUACUUGUGUGACAGUGGUAGAUUGCAACAGUUUCUUCCAAGAUUUGAAAUCAGUCGAAACAUUGGCCGAAAGAUACAACAAGCAAAAUGAUGAAGAAUAUGAAAGAAAUUUGGCAAACUUGCUGAUUGACCAAAUUGAAUUUGCCAACGUCAUCCUCUUAAAUAAGACAGAUCUCGUCACUCCGGACGAAUUGACCAAGAUUAAGGGUGUCAUUUCCAAACUAAACCCAGACGCAACCGUACACGAAACCCAAAACUCUACCGUUCCAUUGGAGAAGAUUUUAAACACUGGACUAUUUGACUUUGAAAAGGCAGCAUGCAAUCCAGGUUGGCUUAAAGAAAUUCGUGGCUCUCACAAUCCUGAAACUUUAGAAUAUGGCAUCUCCAGUUUCGUCUAUAGACGUAGAAAGCCAUUCAACACCAAACUCUUAUUCGAUUUCUUCUAUUCUGAAAAGUACAUGCAACAAAACGUGCUCAGAUCGAAAGGUUACUGUUGGCUUAAUACAAGAAAUGAUUACUGCGGAGAUUGGGAACAAGCAGGAAACCAAAUUACCAUCCACGAUGGAGGACUUUUCUUUGCAGCACUCGGUGAAGAACAAGGAAAAUCAAUGUACGGAGAGGAAGUCUUUGAAAGGGUCAAGAAGGAGGAUUUUAAGGACGGAGUUGGGGAUCGUCGUCAGGAGUUGGUGAUUAUUGGACAGAAUUUGAAUGAGGAGGAAAUAACUAAGAGAUUGGAUGCCUUAUUGAUUAGUGAUGAAGAUUUUGCUAAGGGAGUUGAGUAUUAUUCAACUCAAUUGUGUGGUGAUGAGGGAUUAUUUGCUCCGUUCAAUAGUUUUGAACAAAAUGAAGAGAUGGAAUGGGAAACUGAUGAAGAGGAAGAAGAAAAGGUUGUACCAGAAAAAAAGAAGAAUCAAAAGAAGAAAUAA